AUGACACCGCUCGAAAACAAAAGGACCACGAAGUCCUACGAGGAUAGGAAGAAAACCCUAAAGAAGAAAGCAAGGGAGCUUGCUAUAUUGUGUGACGGUCCUGUUUGCUUAAUCUGUGUUGAUCCUGAUGGCACCACUGAAACAUGGCCAGAAGAAAAGGAGAGGGUUGUUGAUGUUCUCAAGGCAUACAAAGCCAACCGGACAGUAAACAAUGUUGAAGGCGAGGAGAAGGUUGUCGACAAGGCACCGAGAGUUUUUGAAACUUGGGACCCAAGGUUUGAUUACUUGCCCGAGGAAUCUCUGAUGGAUGUUUUGAAAAUCUUGGAGAGGCAAUCGCAGGUUGUCGAUCAAGUAGUCGGGAAGGAACUGACGGGAAAGAAAGAAAAAAUUAUGCACGAUAAAAUAAAGAGCAAAACUGUGGGUGAUGUUAACGAUGAAAGGUCUCAAGAAGCCGGUCUAAUAACAAGGAAUUUUCUUGAUGUGGUUGGCUUGAAUCACCAGACUAGUUCCUAUACAGGAAACUACAGUGAUAUCAGCAGUUUCUUGGGUAAAAAUCCAGGGAGCAGCAGCAGCGAUUUCAUGAUACCAGUGGACUUGGAGUUACGUUUGUGA
Messenger RNA from Populus euphratica (Euphrates poplar), 612 nucleotides. RefSeq lists its product as uncharacterized. The record is from RefSeq and is a predicted model, not a curated record. Gene Ontology annotation, molecular function: protein dimerization activity; DNA binding. NCBI's taxonomy places the organism in Eukaryota, Viridiplantae, Streptophyta, Magnoliopsida, Malpighiales, Salicaceae. The coding region runs from base 1 to 612 and encodes 203 amino acids. The transcript has a single exon.